AUGCCUACCCUCGCGCCCUCGACCUCGCUCUCCGAGUAUGUAGAGACCCACGCCGAGGCGGACAACUUGCUUGCUGCCUUUGUUCUUGCGGGCAUUCCGCUAGCUCUUCUUAUCGUUCCCUCCAUUGCAUGCUCUGUUUGGGGCUUACGUCUACGAUGUGGCCUCGCUCGCUCACGUGCCUGUCUUGCUACUCGCAUCGGCUGCUGUAUCGGUGCCUCGGACGCUGCCUUUGACAAGUGGGCAUCGCCUGUGGCUAUUGCUCUUUGGCUGCUCCUCGGCCUGGUCCCGCUCGCCUCGUUCCUCGCCUUUGCAGUCGUCGUGGCCCUUGAUGUGGAUCCGCCGCUGCUGGGUGUGGCUGGUGCCCUGGCUGCCGCUGCGGUGGCUCUGAUGGCCUACGGCGUCGCCCGAUGGAAGACCGAGGGUUGGCGACUAACGCCUGCGGCCAAGUUUGCGCUCGCUGCCGCUGUCUCGGCCUUUGCCGCUCUGGAGGUCACCAUAGCGGUGUGGAUCCGGCCGUACGCCUUUCAGGCGCUUGCGGCAACGCUGCUCCCGCUCUCUGCGGCACCCAUGGUGUAUGUGUGGUACCUCAACGCGCCGACCGGGCCCAUCGCCUUUGCCGACUUUGCCCGCGCCAAGGGCGUCGUGGCUCCCGGCCUUGCCGACGACUCGGGUUCGAGCUCCGACUCCGAUUCAAGCUACGACUCGGACGCCUCCCGCGUCGAUGGUCUCGGUGCGUACACCAAGCUCUACCGGGCCCAGCUCAGCGCGUUGUUCAUUGUUGCUGCUCAGGGCUUCCUCGCUGCACUCGGCGUGCUGACCUACCUUGCGGUCGACGAGGAAGCGCAGGCUCGUCAGGUCCUCGGCUUUGCUCGCUGGGGCGCUAUCUCGCUUGUCGACGCCCUGCUCGGCAUCCUGUACUGGGCCGAACUGGUCGACUCACCACUUGUCGCCUCAGGCCUCUCAAUCUGGGUCCGUGUUGUCUACACCGUGACUGGGACUCGGGUUUGGAUCCUCGGCGACGCUUUUGUCGCCGCUUCGCUCGCGCUCUUUCUACUUGUCUCGUUCAUUGCCGAGCGGUGGCCAAAGUCUGCUGCCGGCGACGGCACCUCGCCGCGCGACGUUGCUGCCGCCAUCCUCACUCAGAUGCCCAAGGAUCGCCGUCUCGACUUUGCGCUGCCUGGCGUUGUCGACUCGUCGGACAUCGACUCGGAGUGGGACGAGAUCUACAAUGCACCGCCCACUCCCGAGCCGUCCGAGGACGAUCUGUUCGGCUCGCUCCGCGACUCGUUCCGCUCCACCUUUGGUCGGUCGUCGAGCUCGGCUUCGUCGUCGAGCUCGGGAUCGUACGAGUAUGCCUACGAGUACGCCUCAACGCUGUCAUCAGAGGACGAAGAGCAGGAGGCGGUGGUUGAGAGGACUGCUGCCGUAACGACCGAGUACGAGUACGCGUACGAGUACGUGACGCCGUCUGCGUCGUCGGCGUCGUCAUCAUCGUCAUCGCCGUCGACUUCGUCGCCAUCUGCUGCCCUCGAUGUGGACCUUGACGACCUAUCGUGCUGCCGCAAGUACGUGGUGACCCGACCGGCGCUCGCCUUUGUGCUUCUUGCGGGCUUUGCUGGUGUGCUUUUCUACCUCUCCGGCCGCGACUCUGCGGAUCUUGCACUCCCACGGGUGUGGGACCGCUCGCAGCUAACGCUUUCUGUCUCGGCAGUUCUUGUUGUGCCUGUCCUCACGCUCGUCUUUGCCGCCUUUCGGGCUUUCCAGCGCGCUAACUACACGCUCACGCCGGCGACGGCGUGUCUUGCGCUUGUGGCGCUUGGAGGCAUCGCGUGUAACGGUGUCCUGUUCAACGCCGUUCACUCCUCGGUUGUGGUGCUUGUGGCGCACACGGUCGUUCCGUUUGUGCUCGCGCUAGAGUAUGUUCUGCUUCUUGUCUGGGCCUCUGCCGACUACUACUGGAUUGUUCCGAACGAAGCGUGGUGCUCUCGGCGCAACGGCGGCAUGCUGUUUGGGCUCGCUCUGCUUGUCUCGUCUGCGGUAGGCCUUGGCGUUCUCCUCGCCGAGUACUCGGACUCGCUUGUUGCCGCGUUUUCAGUCCCGCUUGGCCUCCUCCUUCUCCCGACGUCGUACGUCAUGAUCAAGACGUACUUUACCACGCUCAAGCUCUCGGGUGCAGUCUGGCUGGCUGCGUUGCUCCAGAUUCUCCUUCUGGGCGGCUACACCGGCGCGGUUUGGGGCAUUGCGCUGGAUCGCCCGUCAUCGUUCCCUAUCUGGCUCCUGAUUGGCGUUGCAGGCUACCCAGUUGCUGUCCUCCUCCUGGCAACAGUGUGGAAGUGGCGUGAUGUGUCGUAUGUGGUCAAGCCGUCAACCAGUGACGGCAAGUUUAUCCUAACAGCCUUUAUGCUCUCGUUCCUUGUGGCUGCUGGCGUUCCUGUAGUGCUCAUUGUUGUACUCGACGAGCUCGCAGCCGGCAUUGCUGUUGCGAUCGCCGUGGUUGUCGUCUUUGUCUCGCUAUGGAUUGCGGCCAUCUGGGUCCGCUCGUCAUUCUACCUCCCGCGCAAGUACCGGCUCGUCCUCGGACUCGGUGUGGUGUGCGCCAUUGGCGGCGCGGUGUACUACGGUGUGACCGAGUCUGCGCGGCUGGACGCAGCGUUGGUUGUUGUUGGCAUUCUAGUUGCCGUCUGCUUUGGCCUCGCGUUGGAGCAGUAUCUGGUUCAGCGAGAGACGCCACUGCUCUUCUCGCAAUUUGUCUUCCCUGUCUUUGCUCGCGACGCUAUAGCCGGCACACUGCGGCCGGCCAACGGCGGGACGCUUGCGGCAUACACCGGGCUGCUUCUCGCUGCUGGCGCCGGUAUCGGCCUCGCUUUCGUCCUCGACCGGUCUUGGGUCGGCCUGCUGGUGGGCGGCUAUGCGCUGCUGCUUGUCCUCCUCCUCACUAUUCACCUUAUGCACAUCCCCAGCCUCGAGUUCGGCCGGUACGCCAAGUACGUGACCCGCGACAUGUUGGCGAGCGCCAAGGCAAAGGCGUCCGAGAUGGAGCUCCCCGCAGUUUCACUUGAUGCCGCCGGCAAGCCGGUCUUGGCGGACGUCUCGGUGUCGGACGAGUACUACGGCUCGGGCGAGUACGAGUACGAGUACGAGUACGAAGAGCAGGAGCUUGCAUCGGGCUACGAGUACGGCUACGAGUAUGCGUACGAAGACUCUGGCCUGGAGGCCAGCACGGGCGCGUCAUUGUCGGCGUCGUCGUCGUCGUGGUCACUCUCGCUGCGGUCGGUCUCGUCGGAGGAUCGCGGCGGGCAGGCGAGCCUUGCCCGAAGCCUGGCACGGAUUCGUGCGCUCCGUAAGCGGGCGCGGAGCCGGCGCGAGCAUCUGGCGCUGCUGCGCGAAGACGCGCGCGCGGUCCGUCUAUACGGCGACGAGCAGCGGUUUGUAGUCCACAUGCAGGCACUUGUGGUGGCGCUCGCCAAGGGUGCUAUGGCGGUUGAGCUGGAUUUGGUGGUGCAGCUUGUCAGCGACCGGGUCUUCCGGCACGCGUUUGAUGAGCCGCUUGACGUGUGGGAGGUCGAGGCGUGGGACGAGGACGAGUGGGACGAGCUCGAUGGACUUGUGGCCGAGUUCAAUAUCCGUCGCAAGCUCCGCGCUGACGAUCAGGCGGCCAAGGCAGCCGAGGAUGAGGAAGCGCAGCGGAAGCGUGACGAAGCCCGGCUUGUCCACCAGCGCGAGCUUAUUCGGCAGCAAAAGAAGGCCGGCGCCAAGCCAGCCGAUCCCGAGGCGGCCAAGGCGGCCCCGAGCGUGUCGGCCAAUCAAGCCGGCAAGGCCAAGGCCAAGGCCAAGGCCAAGGCUAAGGCAAAGGGCAAGUGCGAGGCCAGGGCGAGGCCAGCUGCACAGCCGAAGGAAGCGGCAGCGUGCCAGAGCUGGUAUUUAAGCCCUCCGAGGCCGGGACCCGGACCGGUCAUUGCCACGGUGGCGCGCGGGAAGAAGUGGGAAGACAACGAGUUCCCGGCGACGGAUGCAAGCCUGUUUGUGGGCAAGACCGGGGUGUCCGGCAAGGCCAAGGGCUGGGCGCGGCCCGAGACGAUGUUUGCGAGCGCCAAUGGGCGCGCGCCUAGCAAGGCCGACAUUGCAUUGUUUGGGACGGACGGCAUUGUGCCUGGCGACAUCAAGCAAGGAGCGCUGGGUAACUGCUGGCUCCUCUCGGCGUUUGCAGUUGUGGCGGCGGUGCCGAGCCUAGUGGAGCAUCUGUUUGUGACGACCGAGCCGGACGAGGCCGGGGUCUACUGUGUCCGGUUCUGGAACGAUGGCCAGUGGGUGCGUGUCCUUGUGGACGACCAGUUCCCGGUGGCGGACAAGCAUAAGCCGCUCUAUGCGCGGACCGGGCGCGGCGACGGGUCCGAGCUCUGGGUCAUGCUCCUGGAAAAGGCGUACGCCAAGCUGUUCGGCUCGUACGCGGCGCUCAACGGCGGCAUGGUUCACAUUGGGCUGAUGGAUCUGACGGGCGGGUCCGGCGAGCGUAUCGCGCUCGACUCGGAGCAGGCCAAGCAGGACAUUGCGUCGGGUGCGCUGUGGGCGCUCAUGCUCAAGUUCCGCAAGGCCGGGUAUCUGAUGGGUGCCGGAUCCAACUCCGGGUCAGACACGACACAGUCGGACCAGAAGAUUGUGCGCGGGCACGCCUACGCGCUGCUCGAUGUGGUCGAGGCCGACGGGCACAAGCUGGUCAAGCUUCGCAACCCAUGGGGCAAGGUCGAGUGGACCGGCGACUGGAGUGACAAGUCGCCACUGUGGACCCGACGGCUCAAGGCCAAACUCGGGUGGGUCGACGCCGACGACGGCGAGUUCUGGAUGGGCUUUGCCGACUUUGUGCGCGAGUUCCGCAAUCUGUACGUGUGCAAGCUCUUCCCCGAGUCGUGGAGCGCGGUCGGUGGGACGUCGGCGUGGGCCGGCGCGUCUGCAGGCGGCUCGCCCAACAACGAGACUUGCAAGGACAACCCACAGUUCCUGCUCUCGGUCACGUCGCCGACUCAGGUCCACAUCACGCUCUCCCGCGACAAGUUUGUGUCGGGCCCGUGCGGCGGACGCAUCGAUCCGCGCCGCCUCCGCGCCGGCGACCGGCUGGCCACCUCGGGACAGUACUCGAACCUCCGGACCGUCAACUUGGAGACCCAUCUCGCACCGGGCAAGUACGUCGUCGUGCCGACAACGUUCAAGCCGGGUCAGGAGGGCGCGUUCUCGGUUGUGGUGCACUCGGAGAAGAGUGUUGGAUUUAACGAGCUGCAGCCGUAGCCGGUGGCAGCGAUCAUGGAAGACGCCCUCACGCCUUGACAAAAUCAACAAAGCCGGCGAGGUGCUCAGCGAGGCGCUUCUGAGUGGCCUCAUCCACGAUGUUGCCCUCGUCGUCAAAGAUCUUCUCGGCAAAGUAGUUGACGCCAAACUCGCCGUUGAAGGCCUUAAAGUUGAGGAAGACACCGA
Messenger RNA from Thecamonas trahens ATCC 50062, 5466 nucleotides. Its product is annotated as calpain-5. Gene Ontology annotation, molecular function: calcium-dependent cysteine-type endopeptidase activity. The transcript is spliced from 2 exons. Lineage: Eukaryota; Apusomonadida; Apusomonadidae. The record is from RefSeq and is a predicted model, not a curated record. The coding region runs from base 1 to 5280 and encodes 1759 amino acids. Gene Ontology annotation, cellular component: cytoplasm. Gene Ontology annotation, biological process: proteolysis.